CCCGAAAAGAGUUUUAUUUUUUAUUUUUUUUAUAAUUAAUAAGUUUUUCAAUUUCACCGUCAGCCUGACAAAUUUAAAACCAUAAAAUUUAACGUAAUACACAACACAUCUUUUAAAAAUAGAAGAUUCAAACGUCUAAUACUUAGGGAGGGAUAUGAUUUUUCAAUCUCAAUACUGAUGAUAACCCUCUCAGCAAUCAAAUUCUUAAAAAAUUCAACCAAAACCAAACGUCUUUACACUUGUUCAACUACAAAUUUCAUUGAUUUACUUCAACUUUCAAUUGAAUCUCAAUCUCUCAAACAUGUCCAACAACUACACGCCAAAAUCAUUCAAUUUGGACUUGACCAAAACUCAGUUAUAGCAGCCAAACUCAUCUCUACAUACUUUGCUAGCCAAAACACAAUUUACUCAAAACUUGUUUUUGACACUGUUGAACAUAAAAGUGAAUAUCUUUGGAACAUAUUGAUUAAUGGGUAUGCAAAAAAUAAGUUAUUUGGACAAAGUAUUAAGCUUUUUAAUCAAAUGUGUAAAAGUGAAGUUACCCCUGAUGAGUUUACUUUUUCAGGUAUAGUGAAAAUUUUGAGUGAAUUAGGGGAUGUUGUUUCUGGGAAAAUUGUUCAUGGUAGGUGUAUGAGAAAUGGGGUUGUUUUAGAUAGUGUUGUUGCUAAUUCUUUUAUGGCUAUGUAUGGUAAAUGUGGGGUUUUUCAAGAUUCAUUGAAGGUGUUUGAUGAAAUGCCGUAUAGGAAUAUUUCUUCGUUUAAUGUUGUAAUUUCAGGGUAUAUGGGUGAAAAAGAGAAGAUUUUGGAUGAAAAAUUGUGGGAUUUUGUGAAGGAUAUGAUAGUUGAAGGUUGGAAAUUUGAUGCAUUUACAGUUUCGACGCUUCUUUGUUUGUGUGGAGAGGUGAAGGGGAACUGGCAGUAUGGGAAAGAGCUGCAUUGCUAUAUUGUGAAGAGUGGAUUGGAGUCGGAUUUCGUUGUUUGUUCUGAUGUUCACUUAGGAUGUUGCUUGAUUGAUAUGUAUUCGAAAAGUUUGAGGGUUGAAUUGGGGAGGCGGGUUUUUGAUAGGUUGAAGCAUAGAAAUGUUUUUGCUUGGACAGCAAUGAUCAAUGGUUAUGUGCUGAAUGGAGAUGUUGAUGAAGCUUUGCUACUCUUUAAAGCCAUGCAAGUGGAAGGAGUGGAGCCCAAUAAGGUUUCGCUUGUUAGUAUCCUACCUGCUUGUUGCUCAUUUGAUCGUUUGAAAGGUGGAAAACAGAUUCAUGCAUUUUCAACUAGGAGAGGGUUGAAUCAUGAAGUGUCUUUGUGUAAUGCUUUAAUUGAUAUGUAUUCUAAGUCAGGAUCCUUGAGUUGUGCACGACGAGUCUUUGAACAUGAUUGUGUUACUAAGGAUGCCAUAUCGUGGAGUUCAAUGAUUUCCGCUUACUCCUUACAUGGGAAUGGUCAGGGUGCUAUCAUUUUGUAUGAGAAAAUGCUUCAACAUGGGAUUAAACCAGAUAGGAUUACAGUUGUUGGAGUUCUCUCUGCUUGUGCUAGGUCAGGAUUGGUAGAUGAGGGCAUUCGGAUAUAUGAUUUUGCUGUAAACAAUUAUGAUUUAGAACCAACUUUGGAGAUGUGUGCAUGCAUUGUGGAUAUGUUGGGUAAAGCAGGCCAAUUUGAUAGAGCAUUGGGUUUCAUCAAGACCAUGCCUGUGGAACCAGGUCCUAGUAUUUGGGGUGCACUCGUGAAUGCCUCUGCUAUCCAUGGAAAUAGUGAGGUGCACAAUUUAGCAUAUAGGUUUCUUAUUCAGAUGGAACCUGAGAACCCUUCAAAUUAUGUAUCUCUUUCGAAUUUGUAUGCUUCUUCACAAAAAUGGGAUGUUGUUGCUCAAGUGAGAACAAUGAUGAAAGAUAAAGGGCUAAAGAAGUUCCCUGGUUGUAGUUGGAUUAGCGUUAAUACUGAAACUCACAGCUUCUACGUUGCUGACAAGUCUCAUCCUAGUUCUGUUGUAAUUUAUGAGAUGCUAGAUCAACUCAUCUUAGCAAUGAAGCGAGAUGAUUAUAGCGUUGGCUUUGAAGAUACUGUGAAGGUGUAUGAAUGAUCAGAAGUGAUUAAGUUACAACAGUUAGUAAGCAAAUUUGAAUACGCGAUGCCCUUUACGUGUGAUUGUGAAACGGAUAAUAGAUGGAUAAUGAUGGUAUCCUUUCUCUGCAUCUUUUCACUUCAGCUAGCAAAUGUUUCACCAACUAAUGACUCAAAUGAAAGCUAACAUGACCAAUCAAGAGCCGUCAUUUAUGCAUCUCUCCCUCCAACUAUGCUGUGUAGUUAUCCCUACUAUGAAGAGUUGAUGGAAGUAAAUUGAAGUAGUUCAGAACAACAACCUUUGUUACAACACCACCAUAAGUUGACCUUUUACUUGGGACAUCCGGGUGGAGACAUGAAUGUACAACAAUGAUGCCUAGUCUGGUCUAAGGAGGAGUGGAACUGUGAAAGCUGCAGCAAAGAGAAGCGGAUGCUUGUGAAAAAAGGAAGUUGAGUUCAAGUUUGGAGCACGUGUUGGUCAAGGAGGAGCACCUAGGAAUGCCAUCCACAUAAGCCGCUGGUGACAACACCUUGUAUAGGUUGCGCAAACUUAAAGAAGUGCAAGCCUGUCUUCUUGCAGGAACCAAAGGGAAAAUCGGCUUCAUUACUACUUCUGGAGAGGCUCUAUUCAGAGUCCAAAAAUGAGCUCUGGUUUGUUGGAAGUAUACGAGCAGUUGUGUUGAGUCCUAAGGUUCUGAGGUCUAUCAUCUGGUCUUUCAAACAGGAAAUGUUGUUGAUUUCUUUCUUCAUACUUCCCCCUUUUUCCCAAUAAUGUUGUAACGAUAUAUUGGGAGUUUAUGAAAGUUCGAACUUUUAGAAUCUAUUGAAACUUGUGGGAGCAACACUCAUGAACUGAAUAUGAUGGACAAGUAGCUUUAUUGAGGCCCUACAUUCAUUGAAUUUCUUGUACUCAACAAGU
Lycium barbarum (goji berry) is the source of this 2973-nucleotide messenger RNA. Its product is annotated as pentatricopeptide repeat-containing protein At1g06140, mitochondrial-like. Gene Ontology annotation, molecular function: RNA binding; protein binding. Lineage: Eukaryota; Viridiplantae; Streptophyta; Magnoliopsida; Solanales; Solanaceae. The record is from RefSeq and is a predicted model, not a curated record. The transcript has 3 exons. The coding region runs from base 178 to 2073 and encodes 631 amino acids. Gene Ontology annotation, biological process: RNA modification.